GUUUCAUCUUAAAAUGUUAACAGUAAUGGAAAUGUAUAUGCAAAAAUACUACUAACUUUUAAUUCAGAGGAAAGAGUAUCAAAGAUAAGGAAUCGAACAUGUUUUUUUCGCUCUUAUUCUAGCAUACGCUUGUUCAGUCGAUAAUGUAGAUGCAAACAAGCAAAGUGAAAAAAAAAAACAUCCUCAAUCGAUCUCAGAAGAAAGCUAGUGCACCAUGGAAGACGAUUACGGUGGUGUUACGGAUUCACCCAAGCGGGGACCAACGCUUUCCACGUCGACAUCCAGCUUCGAGCCAUUUGACGCCCACGAUCCGAAUCUGUCCAGGUUGGCCACGAAGAUGUUCCAGAAAACCGGCGAGUACAUUGGCCACGAACUAAGCACUACCGCGGACGAUUACCGGCUCAUCGAGAACAUGAACAAAGCCAUGAUGGGAAAGGUACUGGAGAUGAAACAGAUGUCCGAAUCGAUUGCGGUCAAGAACAACGAACUGUCACGGAAAUAUGAGGAACUGAAACCACUUCUCCAGAGGGUAGAGGACAUAGAAUCGACCGUAAACAAACUAGAAGCGGCCGCCUAUCAGCUCGAUUCUUACACCAUUCGAUUAGAGAAUAAGUUCAAAGCAUUGAAAGCUAAGAAAUAAUUGUAGUUGAAAUGUGAUUUUAUUCGUAAUAAAAAUAUUUUAGGUAAUUGGA
Molecule: messenger RNA, 692 nt
Organism: Aedes aegypti (yellow fever mosquito)
Lineage: Eukaryota; Metazoa; Arthropoda; Insecta; Diptera; Culicidae
Gene: Blos2
Product: biogenesis of lysosome-related organelles complex 1 subunit 2
Exons: 3
Coding region: 215-640 (141 amino acids)
Biological process (GO): lysosome localization; endosomal transport
Cellular component (GO): BORC complex; gamma-tubulin complex; BLOC-1 complex
Molecular function (GO): gamma-tubulin binding
Source: RefSeq, a predicted model, not a curated record